Cottoperca gobio is the source of this 1181-nucleotide messenger RNA. Its product is annotated as TLC domain-containing protein 2-like. Gene Ontology annotation, biological process: regulation of membrane lipid distribution; phospholipid homeostasis; plasma membrane organization. Bases 1 to 774 code for a protein of 257 amino acids. The record is from RefSeq and is a predicted model, not a curated record. Gene Ontology annotation, cellular component: plasma membrane. NCBI's taxonomy places the organism in Eukaryota, Metazoa, Chordata, Actinopteri, Perciformes, Bovichtidae. The transcript is spliced from 5 exons.
AUGGAUUUAAAGUCAACAUGUCUGGUUGUUGGAGGAUCUGUCUGUUCAUUCAAACUGCUGAACACAAUCCUCAGAUUCCUGCCGACACCAGAGUUGGCACGCAAGAAAUCCUGGCAGUGGAGGAACAUCAGCACUUCUUUAGCUCACAGCUCGCUGAGUGGAGCCUGGGCUGUUUUAUGCUUUUACCUUCAACCUCAGAUGUUGGAGGACCUCAUCUUCCAUCACUCCUUGCUCUCCCACAGUCUUGUAGCUGUGUCGACAGGUUAUUUUAUCUAUGACUGCUUGGACGUGGCCUUGAACCAGCCAUGUAAACAGUCCUGCGAGGUGCUCCUCCACCACGCUGCGGUGCUCUCCUGCUUCAGUUUGGCUUUAACGUCCCGCCUCUAUGUGGGCUACUGUGUGAUAUCUUUGCUGGUUGAGAUCAACUCCGUUUUCCUUCAUAUCAGACAGCUCCUCCUCCACUCGGGACGGAGGAACAGGCAAGGGACGCACAUUAAGGCCCCUCGCCCCUCUGUGACCUACAGCGUGAUCAGCUGGGUCAACCUGGGAACGUUAUUAGUGUUUCGUGUCUGCACGCUGGUUUGGAUGAGCCGCUGGCUGGCUGCUCACAGUGAACGUAUACCUCGCUACGUCCUGAUGAUCGGAACAACGGGCCUGAGCCUCAUCUCCAUCACGAACAUAGUGCUGUUGCACAGACUGCUCAUGGCAGACUUCCUCUCCAGUAGACACAACACCAGCAAGGACCAUGAGAGGAAGCCAGUUUCUCCUGAGUAAAGAAUGACUCAGUUGGUCCAGUUGUCUUCCUCAGGAUGUGGUUGAUCACAAACGUUAUGUGUUUGGAUGUAACUUGUAAUGUUUGUCAUUAUAGUGGAAAGUAGAGAUUAAGCACAAGUUAGCAGAUGUAUUUUGGGGAGUUAGACAUACACAUUGCACAGGGGGACAGGAGGAACCACCGAGUGUAUACUCAGCAGGGGACAGGAGAAACCACCAAGUGUAUACUCAGCAGGGGACAGGAGGUGAACAAAGAACAGUCCUCAGUCGAUUGAUCAGCACAUCUGUGUUUACUGUAAACCAUCAUCUUGUGUGAACAAAGGAAGACUGACCUGGAAGCUCUUCAUGACUUCCUGUCCUUUGAAUUAGGUAUAAAUACUGAGGCUUGGAGAGUUGCUCCUCUGAGCAAC